This is a messenger RNA of Linum trigynum, 1840 nucleotides long. Lineage: Eukaryota; Viridiplantae; Streptophyta; Magnoliopsida; Malpighiales; Linaceae. The record is from the annotation of a GenBank genome assembly.
CUGUUUCCACUCAACUCCAUUAGCAAUUUCAACAAUUCAAGCCCCAAAAUUUACCCCUUCUUCUCUCCCAAAGUGCCAACAAGACUAAAUCAGCCAUGGCGCUCCAUAACGAAGAAGAAGAAGAAGAAGAACCCCACGUCCUAAUGGUAGCAUUCUCAGCGCAAGGACACCUCAACCCAAUGCUCCGACUCGGCAAACGCCUAAUCUCCCACGGCCUCCACGUCACCAUCGCCACCACCCACCUUCAACCCGGCCGCCGCCUCUUCAAACCCUCCUCCUCCUCCACCACGGCCCGCGACAUCGAGUUCCUCUUCUACUCCGACGGCCUCGACGGCCGUAAGGUCGACCUCGACACCUUCAUGGACUCCUUGUCCCAACACGGGCCCACCAACCUCACCAAACUAAUCCACCAAAAUUACCAUACCGCCCCCGCGGACGCUAACAACAGCACCGGCACCCGCAAAACGCGGCGGCGGCGGCGGCUUUGCUGCAUAGUCAGCAACACUUUCGUCCCCUGGGCAGCCUACGUGGCACACGACCUCGGUAUCCCCUGCGCCAUGCUCUGGAUCCAGCCUGUCGCUCUCUACGCCGUCUACUACCGUUACUACCGCAACCUGAACCCGUUCCCUACCUUAACGGACCCCGACCUGACCGUCAACCUGCCCGGGCUGCCCCCGUUGCGAACCGAGGACCUCCCGUCCUUCGUCCUGCCCACCAACACCUUCGGCGCGUUCUCCAAGCUGUUCUCCGAAAUGUUCGGAGCCAUGGAGAAGCACGCGUCGUGGGUUUUGGCGAAUUCGUUCCACGCGCUGGAGGCGGACGUCAUCAUCAACUCGUCGAAAGAUCUCUUCCCGGUCGUCCCCGUGGGCCCACUCGUGGACCCCUCGCUUCUGGGGAAGGGAGAAGAGGAGGAAGCGGACGGGGCGGUCAACCUGUGGGAGGUUGACCACUCCUGCAUGGAAUGGCUUGACGAACAAGCAGCCGGGAGCGUGGUGUACGUGUCAUUCGGGAGUCUCGCCACGUUAUCGGCCGACCAGUCGGCCAGCCUGGAGAUGGCUCUGAAGGAAGGGAGGUGGCCGUUCGUUUGGGUGGUGAAGGGGACGGAGGCCGGGGAGCUGUCCUCGUCGAGCGGAGGAGGACAAGGAAUUGUGGUGGCGUGGGCCCCACAGACGAAGGUGCUGGCACACCGGGCGGUGGGAUGUUUCGUGACGCACGGCGGGUGGAACUCCACUUUGGAGGCGGUGGCGGCGGGGGUGCCGAUGGUGGUGUAUCCUCAAUGGUCGGACCAGCCGACCAACGCGAAGCUUGUGGAGGAUGUUUUUGGGGUGGGAGUGAGGGUUAGGGCAAAUGGAGACGGGAAGAUAGUAAUUGGGAGUGAGGAGAUGGGGAGGGCUAUACGGGAGGUUAUGGAUGGCCCGAAGUCGGAGCAGAUUAAGGGUAACGCGAGGAGGUUGAAGAUAGCGGCGGGGGAAGCCGUGGCCGGCGGCGGAGAAGGGACGUCGGAGGUGAGUGUGAGGAAGUUUGUGGACGAGAUUAUUGGGAGGUCGUGUUCUUCGAGUGGGCCAUGUUGUGGUAGGGAAGGGAUUAGUUAAAAGAAGUGGCGAGUAUUAUUUGGAAAAUAACGGUGUACAUAAUGUGUAUUUGUAUGUGCAUAAUAAUGUGUAUAAGAAAAAUAUACAUCUCACAACAAAGUAAUUAGUCGGUGUUAAAGUUUUAUUCCUCAUAUCGCGGGACAUUCCAUAUAGAGUCGGAGUGCAUGGUUUAUAUGAUCGUAUAAACUACUUAUUCUGACUGUUGUAAUUGAUGGAUUGUCCAAACAUAAUGAAUUAUCAGUUAAAGA